AUGUCUAGUAUCAUGCAAUCCAGUAUGGUUAAAUUCAUUAUUGACAAAGACCGAAGGCGGUUCUCAAUUCACAUGGCGCUAGCCAGCUCUUUCCCGAAGGAUAUACUCCAGCUUCCUUUAAACAGUGAAAUCGACGAGGUUGUCUUUGGCUAUUGCUGUGAGUUCGUAUAUACGGGCGAUUACACCGUCUCCUUACCGAAUUCCAAUCCCUCCGGGAGUGCUGUCGUCCAACACAGCAACGACAAUACAGUAUCUCAAAAAUUUGGAACGCGAUGGAAUCCUAUGAACCUGACUGAAAAUCUAUUCCAUCCAACGAAUCUUUCUGAUAUCCAUGCUCCCGUCGCUGAGCGACUUGGCCCGGUGCCUUGGUAUGAAGAUGGAGAUACCUUGAAUGCAGAUCCUGCGGACAAUUAUACAAAUGUGUUCCCGAGCCACGUGCAAGUUUAUCGCCUCGGCUAUAGAACGAACUGGAAUUCGCUAUGCCAUCGGUCGCUCUAUUGGCUCCUACGCUCUCUUGCCCGCUUCAAGCUCUUCCAAGAACGAACUGAAGAUAUUGUCAAAUUUCUAAGAUUUGUAUUUGAGGAAAGUGAGUGCAUGGAGAAUCUGCAAAAGAUUUUGCGAGAUUAUGCAGCAUGGAAUGUGGAAAUUCUUAUGCGGGACACCGAUUUUCAACAACUACUCGACAGAGUACCAACCUUGGAGAAAGCCAUUUUCAGUUCAAUGUGGAAGUGA
This is a messenger RNA of Aspergillus affinis, 732 nucleotides long. RefSeq lists its product as uncharacterized. Bases 1 to 732 code for a protein of 243 amino acids. The transcript has a single exon. The record is from RefSeq and is a predicted model, not a curated record. Lineage: Eukaryota; Fungi; Ascomycota; Eurotiomycetes; Eurotiales; Aspergillaceae.